AUGGCGUUGGAAGGAGUGACGGUGGUCUUCGAAGCGCCAGAAGCACCAGUCGAGAGCAUGGAUGAAUCGAGCCCACCAGAGAUGCUCCAGGAAAGCCGAUCGGCGUCCUUCGAGACUCUUUACGGCCAGGUCGCAGAACUCUUGCACAAGUUGCAGGCAGCGCACCUGCAGGAAAUCGGUCGUGCGGGUGCACCUAAUGGCCCUGGUGGCCCUGGUGGCCCUGGUGGCCCCGGCCGGAAGAGGAAUCUGAAGCCGAAAGGAACCAGAAAGAUGAAGCUGGCCGCUGCGCCACUGAGCGAGAGGGAAGAGGAAGUUAAGGAGAAUCAGGACGUGAUCAAAGUUCCAGAGCAUUUGCACAUAGGUCGGCCCUCGCAUGAUCCCAUUAGCUUGGAGAAGCUGCACAACAUGGCGCAGGAAGCCAACCAUGAGCCGGACAGCGCCAGAGCCAGCACACUGUCCAGAAUGUAUUCGAUGGUUUCUGAGAAGAUCAGCCCCAUCUACAAGAAGGCCAAGUCGCUGGUUGGAAUAGAGGAGGACAAGUCGCUGGUUGGAAUACCGGAGCAGAAGGAGGCACCAAAGACGAAUGCCGAUUCGCAGGAGCCGAAGAAGCCCAAGACCUGGCGCGAAGACCUGGGCGACUUCGUCAACGGCUUCGGCUUUAAGGCCGCGUGUUCAAUUGUGAUCAUCGCCAAUUCUGUACACUUGGCCAUACUCUCCGAUGAUCAGAUUGUGAGUUCCUAUAACGCAGCACUGCACGGAGGGCAGGAAGCGGAGGACGUCCACUUCUUGGACUACUUCUUUGCCUCCUGGUUCGCGGUGGAGAUCCUGUUGAGGAUCAUCCCCAGGGGAGCUGUGGACUUCUAUUCCGGCAAGGGCUGGCAAUGGAACUGCUUCGACACAGCCAUUGCGCUGGAAGCCGUUCUGGGCCUCGUUGGACGUCUUGCGGGCGCCCAAAUCUGGCAACUUCGAGUGCUAGGCAUUUUCCGCUUGGCGCGUUUGGUGAAGCAUAUGAAGAAGGUCAAGGUGUUGCGAAAGCUACGAAAGACGCUCCUAGCUUUGGUGGCCUCCCUGGUGGAUCUCUUCUGGGCCUUCCUUGUGGUGGUUCUCUUUUUGUACGUCUAUAGUAUCUUUCUCUCCACUGCCACGGUGCACUAUUUCGAUAACUUGAACCGUACCGGUGCCACUGUUUUGGCGGGCGAUGAACUUGUAGAAGUGCAGAAAGUCCAGGAUUAUUAUGGCUCGAUCAUUUCAACCAUGUUGUCCCUGUGGUCUGCCAUCAGUGGUGGAAACGAUUGGAUGGAAUAUGCCGAGACCCUCCGCACUAUGGGGGGCACCUUCUACUUCGCCUCUUUCAUCGCGUUCAUUGCCUUCUGCACCAUCGGGCUGUUCAAUGUUGUCACGGGUAUCUUCGUGGAUAGCGCCGUGGAGGCUGCGGCCAUGUUCCGCAGCGAUGCCGAGAUGAUCGCGGAUCAUCAAGAGCAGAAAGCCUCGGAAGAUGAAGAACUCAAUGAGCUGGUGGGCCUUCUGGGCAAGGAUGCGGGAAAAUAUGUGACAUCCGAAGAGCUUGACGAGCACCUGAAGGGCCCCACUGCACAGGCAUUUUGGCACACGAAGAUGCAGCUGAACCCUCAUCAGGUAAAGGAUAUGCACAUUUUGUACUCGCGGUUGAAGCCCAAGACGACAGGAAAGGAAGGCGUCAGAGUGGAAGACUUCCUUCACUUCACCAGGAGAUGUAAGGGUCAAGCCUCGUACGUUGACCUACUGACGCUGAUGCAUGACCAGACCAGGCUUGGAAAGUUCAUCCACAGGGAGUUCGAGGAGAUGAAGAAACUGCACCAGGAUCUGAGAUCGGGAAUCGCCCUGGCGAUUCCUCCCAUGCCACCCCCCACGGCGCCACCACCCGCGCCGCCGUAG
This is a messenger RNA of Cladocopium goreaui, 1914 nucleotides long. The record is from the annotation of a GenBank genome assembly. NCBI's taxonomy places the organism in Eukaryota, Dinophyceae, Suessiales, Symbiodiniaceae.